Molecule: messenger RNA, 2031 nt
Organism: Thrips palmi
Lineage: Eukaryota; Metazoa; Arthropoda; Insecta; Thysanoptera; Thripidae
Exons: 4
Coding region: 20-1684 (554 amino acids)
Molecular function (GO): protein binding
Source: RefSeq, a predicted model, not a curated record
UUGUGUCACUCUGGCUUCAAUGUUCAAAAUCAUUGGAUUGCGUACAGUACUAACGUCCCAAAGGGCGCAGGGCGCACUCUCAAAUCACAUGUCCCGACUGCUAGGGUACCCGGUACUGCAAAGUAUCUUGACACGUAAGACGAACAAGAACAACAGAAGUCAAAUUCCUCCCGAAUCGGAUGCAAGGAAGUUAACAGGCAGCCAUAUCUAUUCAGUUUCGGUAAGCAAGACCAGCUCCGGGACGUCCAAGCGCAGUAUUUCGUCGGAGUCCCUUGCCCCCGCUAUGGAGGAAUCGAUGCUCCUGUCGCUGUCGGAAGACGUGCUGCUGACCGUGCUGGCCUACCUGAGGCCCGAAGAGCUGCUGCGCUGCCGCCUGGUGUGUCGUCGGCUCCGAGAGCUCUGCCUGCACCGGGUCCUGUGGCGGAAAGUCAAACUGACUGACUGGGACAGGAACUUGCUGCAUGCUGCGUUCGGUGUCGCGCCGUGCAUUUCCUCGUUGCAGUGCGGUGGUAAUUCGUCCAUUGCCACCCUGGGCUACUUUGUGGUGGGCACCGCCUGCGUUGUCACCAAGCUUAUGUUGAUUGUGGAGAGCGUUAGCGAGGCUGCUUCGGCGACGGCAGUAAUUUGCAAGCUCACUGCCCUUGGUGGUUUAAGAAAGCUGGAUCUACGCAUAAGAUACGACCCUCGAGAGUGCCCUAUGGUAAUGAUGACGCUUAUGAAGGCGGCUUACUGCAUCGAGGGUCUACAGGAGCUCCAUUUCGCCAACUCUGUCUUAAAGCCACUGCCGGCUCUAACAGGAGACCUGGACGUGAGGCCCUCCUUAACUCGGCUCACCUACCACGCACGUGAUGCAGACUCCUUCCUCCUGCUUUUGCUUAAGACCCACGCGGCAACUCUUCAGGCCGUGCAACUUGAUAUUUUGACUGACGUCCCUGUGUCAUCAUUGGCCAAGCUUAAUGAGUUGCGCUCCUUAGAAUGCUACCCCAGUGAAGACUUGUCGCAGCUGGCAUCAUUGCCGAAGCUCGAGUCGUUCGCACCGUCGUGGACAGCCGGCAACCUCAUCCCGGCUGGUGCAUUGGACUUCCUUUCUCAGGCGCCGCAUCUGCGAACCUUGUUGCUCUAUCCCCCCUGCACGAACCCCGAAGCUCUCCUUCGGUCACUGGUUGGGUCACGCUCUGCUCAGUUUCUCGUACAGCUAGACGUCUGCGCUUCAGCGGAUCUCUGGGACCUCUGCGUGGCACCCGCCCUGUCCAACUUCCACUCCCUCCAGUCCCUGGACAUGGGCUGUGAGCCUUCCGACGUGUUCUUGCGGGCUGUUAGCCCUACAUCGGUGCCCUGCCUCACGUCAUUGCUUGUGGCCUUCAGCAAAGGAUCCUGCCUCCACGCUUGGUUCCACCGGCCCGCCAUUCAGGACGUUCUCGUGAGGAACCCUCGACUGCACCUUCGACGCAGCAUAUACUACUACACCUCCGAGAACCGGUACUCUGGGUACUCCUCGUACUGUGGCGGCGAAGACGGCAGCUGUAUGUGGUGCCACUGGGGUUGCCACGGAUCGCUGAUGAAAGUAUCUUGGAAUAAAGUGGCCGCCUCAGCCCACGCCAGGAGAGCUGCCUGCCCUCGUGACUGCGUACAAGUGGCCAGAUCAGCUUGCCCGUCUUGCGACCUUAGCUCUCCAGCCAUCUGAGGACCGAAUGGUUUCCAAAAUGCGUGCAGUUAAACUGGGAGUUGCAUACACUUUCCUUAAAUGUUGGCUUAAUUAAUAACUUGCGCCGGUUACAUUAUGCACUGUCCCUCGCAACGUUGUUACGUAGUCUGAAUUUGUUCUGAUUGUGAUUUACGGUAUUAGGAUUAAACUUCUCUUGUGUGUGUCUAACGAUUUUUAGAGGGAAAUUGCCUUUAAUUUGUGUCUACAUCAUGAAUGCAGAAUCAAACGUUUUUUGUCGUGUGAGAUCUAUGUGAUGCGCUUUAUUGUAAGGAUUUCACGAUUCAAAACUAUGUGCUGAAGUAAAUAAAAACUAAUACCUUGUUCUA